Messenger RNA from Periconia digitata, 2074 nucleotides. The record is from the annotation of a GenBank genome assembly. NCBI's taxonomy places the organism in Eukaryota, Fungi, Ascomycota, Dothideomycetes, Pleosporales, Periconiaceae.
CGCCCCCUCUGCGCCCCACAAUAAACAGGCCAACCACCUGACCCUGCUGCCCUGCAUCCUUCCAUCUCACCUACUUAUUGAACCACCUUAUGCCCUCAUCACGCCCUCGUUUUUCCCUCUCUCUCCCUCACUCCCCUUCCACUCUUUCCUCUCCUCCUCCUCUUCCUCCUCUUCUUCUUCCUUCUCUCCCCCCAACAUGACCAUAACCAAGACCUUCUCUCGUUCUCAAAUCAUUGACCUCCAGGACCGAGGUUUCAUAGAGGCCCUUACAUAUCUCGACUACGCAUCACAACGCCAACUGUGCCACUUCGUCGGGGGGAUCCCCUACGCUCUCCCUCCGACAGGUCCCUAUCGAUUUCAGAGGCCUCGUCCCUUGCCACCAUGCUACCGCUACGGGACAAUGGCCAACCCCGGCCGCUUCACAGGAGCCACCGGUCUAUGCCCACAGCCACUCCCACAAACUGAUUAUGAAUGGGAUGAGGACUGCUUACAGUGCGACAUCUGGAUGCCCACUGGAAAAGCCCCCUCUGAAGGUUGGCCUGUGCUGGUUUGGUAUCAUGGAGGCUUCCUGCAGUACGGCAGCACAGAGGCCGAUUAUUGCAAUCUUUUGAGUGAUACCGCUUUCGGUGCCAUCAUUGUUGCACCCGCCUACCGUCUCAAUAUCUUUGGCUUCCUGGCCUCGAAAGAGUUGCUCGAGGAAGAUCAGCAGAACGUUCUUGGCUUUUCGGCAAAUAACGGCUUCUGGGAUCAGCGCCUAGCCCUGGAGUGGGUAUGGAAGAACAUCCACUAUUUUGGCGGCGAUGCAACCAACAUCACAAUUGGCGGUUACUCCGCAGGAGCCCACUCCACAUUCCAGCAACUGGCGUAUGAUUUGGGCCAGCCAGAUGAAAAGGCCAUUGUGCGACGUGCCCUCAUGUUUUCCAACGGCCCUGGGAUGCAGCCCAAAUCGUUGGAUGAGGCGCAGUUGCAGUUUGACGAGCUCAUCACUAUGCUGGAAAUCCCGGCCGAUAUGUCACCUGCCGAGAAGCUGGCUACGCUCCGCACCCUAGACCCACAAACAUUGAUCAACGCGAGCGCGAGAAUGAAGUACCACGAAUUCCGCGGCGUCACAGACGAUACUUUCAUCCACCAGAGCCUUCUUGCUGAGCUAUACAAUGGCAAGCUAGCCGAAGUCAUGAAACGCAGGAAUGUCAAACUCAUGAUGGGUGAAUGCCGAGAUGAGCACUGGGUCUACCGGCAAUGGAGAACGCCAGAGAACAGCUACAACGGCCUAAUGCGUCGCCUUCGCGCCGACUACUCCCUAGCAGCAUGCACAGCGCUCAUGCACUACUACUUCCCGGACCGCAAGCUGCCACAUCUGUACAAGGACUGGCAAGAUGCUUUUGGACACAUCUACGCCGACAUUCAGAUUCAUCAUCUGGAACGCGGCAUGGCGAACGCGCUCGUAAACCACGGUGCGGGUCAUCUCUUGUAUCGAUACAGAGUGGAAUGGCGGGCGCAAUGCUGCGACAGACACUUUCCCAAAGAGUGGGGUGUCACGCACGGCACCGAUGCCGCCUCCAUAUGGUUCUGGGGCGAGAGCGGACGGUUGAGCAACAAGGAAAAGGAACUGGCGCGGCACGCCUUCCAUGACCUGUUUGCUCGAUUUGUCGCUGGCAAAGACGUAGAAUGGGGUACGCAGCAUGCGCUUCAGCUGCGAACGAUGAAGCCGGACGGCAGCGUCGCCAUCGAGGCUGAUCAAGGUCUGAUCGAAGGCGUCAAGGUGUGGAAUCUGCUUAAGAGCGCCGGCGCCCUUGGUUCAGACUCUUCAUCAUCCUCACCGUCGCAGCCAGAAGAGAGGAAGGGGAGAUCACCAGCUGCAGACAACACCACAUCCAUUUCCACAUCUGUCGAGGCAGUUGCUCUCUACAAUUUCCACGCCACAACAAACACCGAACUCGAUGUUCUCGCGGGCGACCUAAUAUUAGUCGUCAAUCAGCACGAGAGCGGGUGGUGGGACGGCGUGUUGAACGGUGUGCGAGGAUGGUUCCCUAGCAGCUACUGCAAAGUGGUUGGGGAGAAGGCGAGGCUGUGA